Molecule: messenger RNA, 1149 nt
Organism: Rotaria socialis
Lineage: Eukaryota; Metazoa; Rotifera; Eurotatoria; Philodinida; Philodinidae
Source: the annotation of a GenBank genome assembly
AUGCUGAUAGAAAAAGCUACAAAUCCACAAACCCUAGUACAAUUGAUGCCAUACUCAGGUAUUGUUAAUCCUGAACAUGUAAAUCAAAUGAAUUGUAUUCCGAUGGUAAGUCCAGACGAUGGCGAAAAUAGUGAUCAUGAUCAACUGGAAAGCGUGUAUAUCGAUGAUUUUACAAAAAAAUCACAAGAUUUUCAAAAUAAAGAAAUGACUAAUUCACUGCCUAUUGAAAUUCGUCUCGGUACUGUUUAUACGUAUCAAAAUUCCGAACAGCGAACUCAAUAUCCCAAUAGUCUCUCCAAUCGACUUCUUAGUGUUCAAUCAUUACGCAAUGAAGAACAUCGACCUCGUAACGAAAAAGAUUUCUUCAUUACCUUUAAUAAGAAUAAAGGUGUUAAUGACAUUGAAAUGUUCGAAAACGAACUCAUAUGUGCUGGUUUUCGUGCAACAAACGACGAGCAAACAACACAUCGUUUGUAUUUACGUCAUCAUCAAAAGCGAUUAAUUCUUGAAUUAACUCGCGAUGCAGAUGAUCCGAGCUAUUUCUCAGUUAAACGUCUAUUAAAAUACUCAUCGAAAUAUACACAUAUUGAUGUGGUCAGAUCUAAAGAUAACUCAAAUUAUUCGGACACAUACGAUGACAUAUUUGACAUUCGAACAUCAAUUGGCAAAGCAGAAGAAGAAGAAUUACAUAUCAACGAUGAUUAUUGUAAUUUUAUUCGUAUAAAAAAUCUAAAUCAAUGUGUAUGCGAAAAACAAACACAAAGUGGUCAAAAAAUCUAUCAAUUCAAUCGAAAUCUAUUACGAUACUUCGAUUUUUUUCAAAUAAAACAAACAAUUGUUUACGAUUAUGCAUGUAUCAAUAGUCGAUUUUUUGGCGUUCGAGUUUUAAUCGAACACCAAAUUGGCUAUGAUCUAUGUACAAAUUCGAGAACACAAACGCCAUGUUUAAAAACAAACAAUGUUGUCAUGGCGAAAUUAGUUUCAUCGGAAUUUUCGGAAGCCGAAGCCAAACGAAUUUGGAUGAUUGGCACAUGGCUUUCAGACUUAGCGACGCGAUGCACACGUUCGGAUUUGCCCUGCAGCAAAAUAUUUUGUCGCCAACCCUCACAAACGCCAACUUGUCGACGUGUAGUCAGAUCGACUCUAUAG